Messenger RNA from Xyrichtys novacula (pearly razorfish), 21267 nucleotides. The record is from the annotation of a GenBank genome assembly. NCBI's taxonomy places the organism in Eukaryota, Metazoa, Chordata, Actinopteri, Labriformes, Labridae.
CUCCCACCUCAGGUUCAGUUUACACUCAGGAGCUCAGCGGGGCGCAGCAGCGUUCGCUUAUCUGCAACUUCAGGCGAGUAGAGGUUGUAAAGGGAGCAGCGACUGCGUCAACAACUCCGCCGACAAGGUAAAGAAGUAGUAAUUUAAUUCAAACGUUAAAGUUCAAACCAAGUUUUCACCCAACAAACUGUGAGGGAGCUGCACGAGAUGCCACCGUUUUAUAAGUGUAACGCGCUCGAGCGCUUAACGGUUAGUGUUUGAGCGUCUUUAUGUAGCGUUGUGAGGACAUUUCUGUUAAAACCGACACAUACAGGGGACAAAUUUAAAGCGUAUACAACGAAAUAUCAUGAAAUUUCGCGAUUAAACGUCGCUCAGGAGUAGAAUUCGUCUGAAAAGUAUAGUUUUAUGGCUAGAGUUUGAUAUCAAGUAACAGUUACGACUCUUUAAGCAACAUUUUGUAGUGUAGAUGUCUCCAGAAGUGAUACGGUUGUAUUUAAUGUUUACAAAGUAUGAUGAAGUUGGGGUGUACAGUUGCUGGAAUCAAUUUUUAUUCAUUUAUUUGUUAGAUAUUUUGUUUAUGGCCACUUAAGUCAUAUUUUGUAUGGUGCAUGGUUAUGUGAUGGUCUUUUUAACUGGACAUAUUGAGUACUGAUGGCAUGUUUCCAUUGCAGGAACUUCCAGGAACCAAUGGGAUAGCAAACCAGAACCAAGGGUCUAAAUUAAAGCUCCUGUGAGGAGUUAUUGACAUUCAUGAAACAGACUGAAAUUCAUAUUGGUGCUUCUUAUUAAUAUUUGAAAUCAGAACAGAUUAUACAAGAUGACCAAAACCUAUAAUUGAAUCUUUUGCUUGUGAUUCUGUAAUUCUUUUAACACCCUGUCUUUCUUGGGAAAUCCCCCAAAAUCUGAGUAGGAAUCUUUAUUGGAUGCAAGUAGAGUACUUCAGUUACAUUUGUCAUCUCCUAUGACACAAUUUGUGUUGAAGAGGUAACCACACACUGGUUCUACUAUAUGCUUUUUUUUUAACACAGUAUCUAUAUUUAAAUUUUUUCAAAGGCAGUGAUCCCCAUUAUUGGUAUAUUUGGAAAACCCUUGUGUAGACUAUAUAAGAUGUGGAUAUGCUCCGUUAUAUAGGAGUGAAUCUGGUAUUGAAGUGACCUGAACUCCUCUGGUUGCCAAAAAAGCCUGAUUGUGUCAAACUAAAUUAGAUAAUGAGCCUCUUUAUCAGCUGAUAUACCUGCUUAGUAAACACUGUACUGGUAUUUUUAUGGUCCCAAUUGGUUGUUUCAAGCCUCCAUGGUAGAAUGAUACUUAUUUCAAAUAAUGGUCCCUUUUGGAGUUAAUCAACUUAAAUUGAUGACUAAAACGCUGAACUCACUCAUCAAACUGAUGAAGUGUAAAUUUACUGACAGUCGUCAUUUUUAUUUUCUCUCAACAGGAUCCAGUUUAUGAUAAGCAGAACAGAAGGAGGAAGGAGCAGGAGUUUUGGAGAAGUCAACCUUACCGGCACAGCAAGACAAGUGGUUCAGCUGCCAGGAAGACUUAAGAAUCUAGUCAUCUUGGACGCUGCACUCUCCUUCCAGGAAGGGGCGGAUAGGAGGAGCUGUGGCUAACCGGCAGCCAUGCACCGCUUAAGGACUACAGUGUCAAGGCUUCGGCCUCUAACUGCUGCACAGACAGCACAGAGCCGGCCACAGCACAGACUGAUUGUGACCAGAGGAAGCUUAAGGACGUUUCAGCCUGGAAGGCACCUGAACACAUCAGUGGCAUCUGAACCCUUUCUCAAUGGAACCAGCUCGAACUAUGUGGAGGAGAUGUACUACGCAUGGCUGGAGAAUCCCAAGAAUGUGCACAAGGUAGCAUGCAUCACUGUGUGUGUUGGAUGUCACACCUGAGUUGUGUGGUUUUGAAAACUUGAAUGUGCCUUCGGGGAAGUACUAAUACACAGAUGCAAAACAGGUUCAGUGCAACUUUACACUUCACAAAGGGUAUUGAUUUAUUUCCUUAUCUUGGUCCCUUCUCAACAUACUUAAUCGUGCAAGUCAAUGAGUGGUCAUUUUAGGAUUGAUUCUGCUUCAGCUACAAAAUAGGGUGCAAAGUCUGCAGAGCGAAUCAUUGUCCUCAUCAAAGUGCAUCCUCUUAAAGUGCUUCUUUUUGCCACUGGCUGGUUUGUAUAGUUUUGCAGGAGUUCCAAGACUAUAAGUCACCUCACUCAACAGAGUUCUGGAGCUUAUGUCUGAUUUGUGAAUGUUGUUUUGUGGUUGUGUUGUUUUCAAGGCUCAGCUCAGAUCCAACACAUUAUUAUACCACCAACAAAAUGAACCGGUUUAGUUUGUGUUAGACCUGCAAAUGAGGUAAACUUAUAGUUAAUGUCAAUUGAAACUGGAAACUUAAUGUUAUUUUUAAAAAAAGUACCCUUUUCUAUAUUUUGGGGUUCCAAAUGAACUGCUCCUAAAGGAUCUCAGGCUGCAAAAUGCCUCAUAUGAUUGAGAGAAUAAAUAUGUAGCAUGGCAAAAGGGAGGCCAUGAAUAGCCUUAGAGGUCGGGGUAAGGGUUUGAAUAUAACUCUUGAAGGUGCUGGAAGCCAUGGUAAUGUUGUCAUUUCUGGUGGUUUUGGUUAAAAGUUUGGUUGAAGAGACUGAAGAUUAAUCUGUCUUCGUUGCUGCCACUUCUCAAACAUAAAAUUUGAUCAUACAGAGAUGCAGUCAGAUUGAUUUCUGGAAAACAUGCCUCUUUUACAGCAGACCUGUUCUUCCUUUAACGCUUGAUAACCAUCAGACUCAAUUGUAAACAGAUAGCAGUCUAAAUGAAGUAGGGUAAAGGUAGAAUCAGACACAGAAUGUACUGUAUGUGUUUGUGUGUUUGCUUAUGCCUGUUUGAAUAGAGGAGCAGCAGCACAGUAGCAAACUGUACUGCCAAAAGUGAAUAACAGCAGUUGGAAAGGGCUCUGAAUGACUUUUGGCAAAACUACAACUUCACCAAUUAUUUAUUUUAAAGCAAAACACAGCUGUGACACAAGAACAUCAUUUAUUCUUAAAACCGUGACAAAAUAUGACAUCCUUUUCUUCCCCUUAUUUCCUAAAAGGACAAAACUCCUCCCCAGGUAAUCCAAAAAAUACUAAAUUUCUCUGAAUGUACCGAGUGCCCAACCAGCAAACUCCUGUAGCUCUAAGCAUCAACAUUUGCAACUCAAAAAGAAGCCAGAAGAUUUGAAAGUGAAAGUAAGUUAUUACCCUUGGUCCAAACAAAAGACAGCUGUCCCUUUCACGAGGAAUUUUCAAUAGAAAGAAAGAUAAUGGAAAAACCAUAGCUAGAACAAGAAAUCCUGUCUUUUAUACAGAUUAGAUAUUUAUAAAUGAAGGUACCAACAUUUGCUUGUAUAAUCAAAAAGAAAAAAUCUGUUGUUUGUCAUGUGUUACCUCUUCACUUUAAUUUAACACAACUUAAAUUAUCUCAGGAGGUUAUGUCAAAUGUUUUCUUUAGAGGCGUUUAGCUGGAUGGUUGAGAAAUUUUCUCUGGCAGUCAGCAUUGUUAAGACGUUUCCUUUUGGCUCACCAUAUUCAGACACCACUCCCUGCAUCCAGACUUGCUGCAUUUAUCUGAGAGUGGUUAUCAUUGUUGUUAAAUAACUUGGUCUUUUUUUUUGAGUAACUUUGUUCUAGACAAUCACCGUGUCUCUCUGUUUUUUAUCCCUUCGGUGCUGUAGUUGUUAGGGGUACACUUGCCUAACAGAAAAGUGUCUGCGUCUGUUGCUGUGAACAACGUUCAAAAGUCCAGGCGGUGAAUAUACACCAAAAAAAACAAGGUUUAUUUCCAAUUGAUGAGUUGUUAGGUUGACGUGGGUGUAGCAGGAGCAGCUUAACCUACAUGGUUGUGCCGAUACCAAAGCACUACUUACGAUUCUUCAGUAGUGUGACUUUAAGACUUGUUUUAUAAAGACUAAAUAGUUACAAAAAUCCAACUAUUAGUUGUGGUAAAGGAAUACAGCAUCAAUCUUUGAUCAGUCACAGUCCUAAAAAAAGGCUUGAAUGACUUAUUCCCUAGUUUUACCAUAGUUUCUUUUAAACCAUCAAAAAUAUGCUUUAAAGUUGUAACAAUGAAGAACAGCAUGGGAUCUCUACAGAACUUAUGUAGAGCAUCAAACUUUGAUUUCCUUCAGCCAAGUAGAACAACCUCAGAUUGGCAAUUAACUCGAUAUCCAUCUACAAACAAGGGUGUUAAUCUGGGUGAACUAUUAGCUCAUAAAAUGUCUAUUCAAACACAGUUUUACUGGGUCUGUUUUCUGCCAGUUCAAGGCUUGUUUAUCCUCUGUUAUACUUUAAUCAUGUCACUGCGGGUCUUUGUAGUACAGUCAUUAUCUCUUUGUGUGUUAUCAUGCUGCCAAGUUUUGAUGUCUUUGAGUGUUGCAUGAUUGUAGUAAAACUGUUAUGUCACACUGUACCUUUAAACUCGUAUCCACCACAGAGGAGGGUGUGUUAAAGCUUCCUUUACGUCUAAUCUCAAAAUCCUCUCUCAGAAGUAAGCCAAUUACUCUCCUCUCUGGUUAGAAAGUGAGAUACAAAGUCAAACAUGAGCGAAGGAGCAUUUUAAAAAUUAAUAAUUUUAGCACCAUGGGUGACACAGUUUUAUUGUGAUAGAAAUGUCGUGAGAUCUGUUAGCUGGUCUGUUGCAACAAGUCAGAGUGGAAGUGUAUAAAAUGGUUGUAACUUGAGCAUCCACUUGAGGCUGUCCCAAGAGCCAAGAAAGGCCCCAUUAGGACCCAUAUCGUCAAUUUUGUAGCUGGAUCAAAUAUGCUCACAUAAAACAGAAUGCAUCUUGGACAAUAAGUUCUCAAACGGACAGCACUGAAUGCCAUUAUGAGUUGAGACAAAUUAAUUUGCAUUUAUUUACUUCGUUUGGGCUAAAGCUCAACUAUCAGUAUCAGAUUAAGACUUUAAAAGUUAGUUUAAUUUAUCUGAGGUUUAAACAUAUUGAAUAAUUUGUCUCCUUUCUCUCCCUGCAGUCCUGGGAUAUAUUUUUCCGUAAUGCUAACGCUGGGGCUCCUCCUGGCUCAGCCUAUCAGAGCCCUCCCCCCCUCGGUGGGACUAUUCAGGGAUUGGGUGGUGUCCAGGCUCAAGUGGGAGCUCAGCCCAACAUUGAGAAGCUGGUGGCAGAUCAUCUAGCUGUGCAAUCACUCAUAAGAGCAUACCAGGUACGUCACAGACAUCACCUCAGGAAAUAAGGUCACACUUGUUUGCCAGUGGUUAGAGGUUGGGGUCUAAGUUUGUAGAAGAUGAUACUGUUUCCUGACAUUGAGUAGGCUGAGUAUGAACAAUCCUAUCAGAGAUACUAGUCAUGAUUUUUAUCUUCAGUCCUCUGGGAUCAGUACGAGAUAAACAACUGACAUGACAGAGAGGAAAGAAACAAACUGAUAAACAGCUGAUCGUCUCUGCAGUUUAGUAGUGGGAAAGAUAAACUUAAUUAACAUUAUUAAUCAAACAGCAGCUCUGUUAUGUGGUUGCACUGGUUAGGAUACAGUACAUCAGUUUGCAGUUUUACUUUUGUCUUUCAUAAAGGCCAGCUUCGGCAGCACAAAAUCUUACUUUUCAUACUUUCAUUUGUAUUUGUUUGGGAGAAGCCAUGCUGACAAUCUUGUCAGCAGUUUCUACAUGACCUUUGACCUUCAGUACAUGCGUGUCCAGGACUCUUGCUAACAAGUGGACACAUGUUGGGAAAUCUUUCAGGAAGUGAUCAGCGGUUUACAGAGAGUAGACACACACUCAUCAUCAGUUGAACUGGGCUGAUAAACACUGACCUGUUACACACAAACACUGAGCUGUUGUGUUGCUCUGUGCGCAGGUACGAGGUCACCACAUUGCCAAGUUGGACCCCCUGGAUAUCAGCUGUGUUGAUUUUGACGAUACCCCGUGUGCUGUUGGUUUCCAGAACGUUGGUGAGAAAUUUCAACCUGCUCUUAUUUUACUCAAAUGAUCUUUUUGGUCCCUGUUCUUCUUUCUGUCAUACAACUUUUUCACCAUGAGUGUCCAAUCCUUUGUUUCAUCAUUGUACACAGUUUGCCAUCCCCAUAAAGCACAGGACGCAUUCAGAUUGCAAAAUUUGAACGUGUUCGAACAUUAUUUGAAAAUCUGACAGCCCUAACCACUUGAUCAGGAGUCAGUAGGUCAAUAGUGAGGUGUAUAGUGCCAGUUCUUGGUCAUGUAGCAGCUGAUUUAGGCUUAUUACCCCCGACACAGCAUCAUACCCGUUCAGAAAGCAGCAUGUAACAACACGAUUACUUAUCAUUAAGGAGUAUGACCUUCAGCUGACUUAGUUUACCUGUCACAUCUGUUAUUCAUUCACGGGCCCCUUCUUGAGACUAUGGUUGUCGUUUUGAGAGCUGUUGUGGCUGAGAUUUUGAGUAUGUUUGCAUUUAGCUCAAAGUAAAGCCUCAAAGAAGACACUGGACUUGAUAUUGUUCAUCUUUGACUCCGAUCCGAAAUGGCGGCAAUUUUCCCCGUCCACCAAUUCCUACCAGAUCUACCAGAUCUAUUGGUGAGGCGACAUUUGUGGUGGAUUACGGACAGCGGUAAUAGCAAGAACUCACAAGAACCCGCAGAUUCAUGUGCAAUUGCGCGAUAACGAGUUGUCUUUAUAAAGACAGCUUCAUAACCAUAAAAGCAGUACCGUAUUUUUCGCACUAUAAGGCGCACCAGAUUAUAAGGCGCACCGAAAAAUAAAGCGCAUUAAGCCAAAGAAAACAGUUAUUAACUCCGUGAGGCUACGUUAGCUGCAGUGCGCCGAUCCAAAAGGAUUUUAAGUGCGCCUUAUAGUGCGAUAGAUUGUGUCCUUCCAGAGGAGGAAAAUCUACUUCUAGACUUAGAGAAUCAGCAUCUCCUCAUCCAUGGUGUCAUCGGGUUGAAAUGCUGUCUAAAAGCCUUUCACUUGUUCGUCCGCGUGGUGUCAAAUAAGAUCCACCUGAAACACAGAGUGUUUUAUUUUGAGAAGAAGCCAGAUGUUUUAUUUUGUGUCUGUGCCUGACUUCCUUUCCAGCACAGGUUAAUCUGUGCUGAAUUUAUCCGGCAUGCUCCGGCAUCCGGAAAAAAUUGAACUCUUGCGAUCAGCCACGGAGUCUGGACUUGAAUGGUUACAAUCAGCCACGAUUGGUGGAUACAGCCUUUUCGUAGCUGUUCUGCAUAUGGUGGAAAUAGUGUGUUUACACUUGUUUUUGGCAUUUUUCAUCUAUAUUCAAGCCUUUAUUUGUCAUAUCAAGCUCUGCAGAUGUCCUGGUUUUCUUAUCAGCACACUCUGCAUCUUUUGGUUUUGGUUUUUGUUUGGGCAAAUGAGAUAAGACUUGAUGUUUUAAGGCCACCACCCUUUUCAAAAGCUUCAGUUUAAAAGCUUAAGAAGGAAUCAAGUAAAGUAUUUGAGAGGGAUUAAUUAAAGAAAAAAAUGUUUUUCUGCUCCUUUCUCUUUUUAUAUUCUUACAUGCCUGUUUUGUUGUGGCGGUGCCAAGAGGUGGACCAAAGUGCAAAGUGUGUGUGCAUGUCUGUGUGUGUAUAUGUGUGCGAGGCAUGCCUGCAGCAAACUGUGAUUGUCUCUAAUGAAUAGUUUGGGCCUCUGAGUUCAAAAGCAGGUGAUUGUUACGAGCUGUAAAAGGACGUUUCCACAGUUUAUUGUGUCAUUGUUCAGUUUAAACAUGUUCUUCUUUGUCCUGUUAAUGCUCAGGUUCACAGAGGUUGAACAACGGGUCUGCGUGUCAGGCUUCAAAUAUGCCAAAAAAGAAUAAAUGAGAAGCUGUGAGUGAUUCUUGACGUGCGGUGUGUGUUUGUGUCUCUCCACGCCUCCAGAGUUCUCUCAUUACAAAGACCGUCUGAGCGAUCUGACUGCUGGAGGUAGGAUGAGAACAUCAAACCUUUGCUCUUUUGGUUGGAACUAACCCUCUAAAACCUGGAGUGGUGUACUAGGCAUUAAUAACAGAGGCACUAACAGGCUGCUGUACGUUUUUUUCUGUUGGGUGUCAUCAGAGUAUUAACUCAUGAGUAAAGCAUCAGGGUUAUCAGUCUCAACUCAACAUGUUGAACAACUUUAUCCUCCAACAUCCAACAGCUUUACCUUAAUCUGGGCCUAGUUGAGACUUCAUGUGGUUGUUUAAUCACCAUAGAAAACCACACAUACAAAGUAAAGACAACAGAGUAGAGGCGCUGCUCGCCACAGAUCAUCUUUUGCAUACAGCAGUAGUUCAGUUUCGUGCAGAACAUGGUCUCAGUCAAGAUGCUAAGUAUAAACUUCUUUCUAAAGUGACGAGAAAGAGAAGAGCUGCAUUAUGAUAUUAAAAAUCAUAAGAUCUUUAAAGUCAAUUUUAAAAACCACACUUUAACAGGAAUAAUCUGCAGCUCGAGCAGAACAACUCAUGCAGAGGCGAGCCUGAGAGUGGUUCUGUAAUUACCUUUUUACUCAGACAAACUGAGGACAGCAAACAAGACAAAUGUAAGAUAAUACAAGUACAUACGGCUGCAAGAGAACACCAGCAACUGUUGAGUUUGCAACCAUAGUAGAAAUAUUAGCGUGUCGAGCCUCACUGUGCAAAGGAAUGUGGAACAAACUGUUAACGUUGCUCCAUUAAGGAAAAAGAAAACACAAACCAGACAAUCAUUUUGCUGUUCUGCCGUUUGUUGCUGUUCUGCUUCUUGUUUAGUACAAAGGGUGUUGUCUGUUUGCUGUCUUCCUGUAAAGUAAACUCUCCUGUCGUGUAACAGUCUGUUUGUACAGCAGUUAUGUUAUCUGUCUACGGGACAAGGUGCUGGUUGUAACGGGCAUCGGCAUCUUUUUGUGAUGGUGGUGUUAAGUGUGUUUAUAUUUUACAGCCAUACUCAGUCUAUAUGGUGUCAUGUUUCUUUCUAUUUCCAUCAGCUGCUGCUCAUGUUUCCUUCUUCUUCUUCUGUUAGUUAAUGAAAAUGGUCAACAGCUUUCAGGCGCUCUACACCCAACUCUGUGUUUUAUGCCUAACUUGGUGUUUUGUGCAGCAUGUUCUGCUUUUGAUGGCUUGGACUGAAGAAAACGCUGACACAGACAGAGUUGUGCUCCUUCGAAAGGCAGUUUUGUGUGUGUGUGUGUGUGUGUGUAUGUGUGUAUGUGUGUGCGCAACCUUUGCUCAGCGUCCAGUGGGGUCAAACAGGACUCAUCCAGGCUUAUCUGCGCCUGCUUCAUUAAACGUUGGUGUGAUUAGAUUGCACCCAGACUCACUCUUUUUGAUUGCUUCCUUGGAUUGGUGCCUCCGCCUCAUCAAAGAAAACAAAUUGUGUGAUAUUAUGUUCAGAGCGGUUUCUCAAAGGAGGGGAGGAAAGUCCAAAGAUCCCUUAUGUAAAGCUGAGAGCUGACUCUGCCGUAUUGGACUGGGAACCUCCUGUCCUCAGCACGGCAGCAGCCUGCACUCACUUUGCUGACAGAGACGUACAAACAUCACCCCCCUCCCUCUUGUCUGUUCUAUAUUGUCUUAUCUCUUAUCUUUGGUGCAACCAGGACGUCAGAUGUGUUAGAUAAACAAAAGCUAACCUGUAAUGUCUCUGACGGCUCCUCCUGACAAUAUAGACAUACCAUUAUAGCAGCAAAUAACCCAUCGGUCCUGUCCUGUUUGUUUUUCUGCUGUUUGCCCUCAGCUAGAGGAACAUCAGCUGCUUCUCACUGCACAUUAUGAGGGGAAAUCCUGUGAUCCAAUGGUUCCUGGUGCAGCAAAGUCCAGACAGAACUUUUAAAGACAAAUACAAAAUAAUUUCUGUUAAAAAACGAUUUUCUUUUGAAAAUAAGUUCAGAAUUAUUUAAAAGUCAGCAAAACACAACUUUGGGUUCUACUCUUUUCGCACAAAAAAUAAUGUUUACGCCGCUCAAGACUGAUUCAGCUCUGUAUUCCUUUGUAAUGAGAGUAAUGUCGUGAACAAAUCUAUCAGUUAGAUGUCUUUUGCAGUGAGGUUUGUUUGCAUUUUAGACUACAGGGUCUAUUUUGCUUCAAAUAAUCAGUACUGACUUGUUUAAAUGUGAACAGAAGACCAUUUUACUAAUUGCAUGCACUUUAAGAAUCAGACUUUGUCUCAUUUGCACUAGUUGAGUGGGUGCAGAAAUCAGUUCACUUUGUGAUUAUAACUUCCCUAAAAAAGUGUUUUAUAAAUGGAAGUAAGGUGGAGUUUAAUUAAGAGAGCCGUUUUAACCAGUAAAAUUCAAUUGCUGUUCUACCUUUUGAUGGAAUAAUAAAUGAGAUUUUCUAAUUGUGCUCAGCAGAUCAGCUAACAUUCAGAAUUAAACAUUUCCUUACAGUCAAACACACAGUUUAGCCUGGAGAAAAAUACAGACUGAAUAAAUAUUUGCAGGGAUUUAAAUGAAGCUUUUUAAGGAAAUUUCUCUUAAAAUCACAUAAUUACUCUGUUUACUCGACAAAACUUUCCGCCCUGGAGCAGCCAUGGUAUGCUUUGCAACCUUAAUGAAAAGAAAAACAGUGCAUGACAAAAACAGGAUGAAUUUUUAAAAAAGAUGAAAGACUUCCAGUUACAACCCUGUAGGUUGGUAUUAAAGGAAGACCUGCAUGUUCUUGUUUGGCAGGUUUGUUAAGAGUCUCAUCAUGACCCUGAUGAAGAAAGUGAGUCUAAGAUUGUGAGAAAGUUUCAGCCUCCUUAGAGAGGAACAGAUAAAAUUAGAAUCAAUUAGACACAAUCAGACAGUGCAGAUUUUCCCUGUGGGGUUACAUGACCGAUUUAAUGCACAAAGAUCAUUUUACCGUUAAUGAUGAGGUCUGUUGAGUCUGCUUGACCUGCUACUGCAGAACUCUGAGACACGAACACUAAAGGUGCCAUCUGAGCCUCACCUGAGUUUGGAUUCUAUGGGCUCUAUUUUCGUGUGCAGUUGUAUUUUCAUCUGGCGGAGCCCGGCGCACAGCCAGUUUGGUAUUUUCGUGGACUGAGGCGCACCGAGGUCCGCCAAGAUGGGCGUGGUGGCGAGGCAGGGGGAGGUGUCGAUAGAAUCAGCUGCUGCAGUGACAUUUUCGUGCUCACCGGUGGCGACUAAGUGCGCUGAAAGCUUGCUGAUUCAAACCUGGUCAGCUUUCAGUGCAGGCUGAGCGCAGCUGGUCUAGUAGUAUUUUGGUAGACCGGCGGUGUAUCGGCAUACGUCACUGAUGCCUCACCAGCAGGUUUCCACAGUGUCAGGAACAUUUCAGUGCAAUAAAUAAUUAACAACAACUAAUAAUCUGAGUCAGCACAUACAUUUAGAUCCAAAUUGAUAUACUCUGAUCUAAAUCUGAUCUGAUGAGCGCGUUUGGCACGCGUUUGAACACACAACCUCACGGAUUUAACACAGCUGAAACCGCAUUAAAUUAAAUUAAAUAUCUAGUAAAUAGACACACAUGAUGAAGUUAACAAGAUAUGUAAUUCGUCUCCCUCCUUUUCUUUCUUCCUCGUCCUCUUAUUUCUCGCACAGCUCGACCUGGACACGUCUCCAUGCCCCCCCCCCCCCCUUCCUGCAGCUGCUGCUGCUGCGGCGGCUGAACAAAUGAUUUGUUUAAGUGAUCAGAUGAGUUCUUUACUUUAAGCCUACAUAUGAAUAUUAUAAUAUUCAGUUUUGUGGGCCAAAUUUAUUUUAUAUGCCAACAUCUAUGAAAGAAAGAGCCAGGCCAGGGAGCGCGAUGCGUCAUUUACGCACAGAUGGUUCCAAUUUUAAUGCCAUUAUUGGAAUUUAUGAUGUGAUCUCUGCGCACAACCCACCUUUGUCACAUGAUGUUUGAAUAUGUGCAACUUCAUGUGAGUGUCUUUAUUUGUGGAAAAGGGUGUUUGUCUUACCAAUGGGUCCAACAUUACACACACCAAAUCCAUCUGUGCUCAUAUGAGAGAGUGUGAAGGACAACCUCUGCAGCGUUUACAGUGACACUUGUUGAGGAGCUGCCUUCUGUCGCCAUCGUGUGGCAUUACUGUCUUCAGACAUCUCUUGAUCUCUUUGUCUGCUUCACAAAAAUAGUAAUACACCUCGCCGGUGGCGGAUUUAAAGGGGAGGAGAGGAGCUGAUGUUAGUGGUCAAUACAGGUCUCGGCUGUGUUAAACCCACUCCAUGCCCUCUCUCCUCCCUCGCUAUGACUUACGCCGCGAAUUAGGGAGGGGGGAUACUUACGCCGGGCUGCGCCGCUCACCAAAAUAUCAAAUUGUGCUUGGGAACGCCUUGCCGGCACGGCGGACCUGACUUAAGCCGCACCUGCGGCACGUCUCCGGCGAGGCACGAAAAUAGAGCCCAGUGACUUCAAAUGUUUAAUGAAAGCAAAAAGAUCAAGAAAAAACAUAAUUAAUUGAUUCAUAAUAACUAUGAACCCAGAGUCAGAUAAACUUCUCUUGUUUGUUUUUUCUCAAGCACAGGUACGAAUUUCUUUUUUCAUUUGCAGAAGCCCCUUUUAAAAGAUACUCAAAAAAUUGAUGUUAAUGUGUUUCCAACAGGUCUCUAUGGACUGGUGGAGUCCGACUUGGACAAAGUUUUCAGGCUUCCCACCACAACCUUCAUUGGAGGAAAUGAAAGCGCUCUGCCUCUCAGAGAGAUCAUACGCCGCCUGGAGGUAACAGAGUUUUAAAAUGGGUCGAAUACACAGAACUUGGUUUGUAAUUUGUGAUUUAAAGAUGAUGAUGUGAAGACUCGACAGAAAAGCAGAAAAACUUUUUCAGGUUAUGGAGGGAAAAACUAAGUUUAGAGAAGAAGGUGAUGUCAGGAUGUAUGUCCAGCUUGUAGAUUUAUCUGUGUUUCUUUUACCCAGAAUCUGACCCAUUAAACACCCUAAGCUGUCCCUCUUUCUCAUAGACGGCCUACUGCCAGCACAUUGGAGUGGAGUUCAUGUUCAUCAAUGACAUGGAGCAGUGUCAGUGGAUCAGACAGAAGUUUGAGACUCCAGGAACCAUGCAGUUCAGUCUGGAGGAGAAGCGGACUCUCCUGGCCCGGAUGAUCCGCUCCACCAGGUCUGUUUCUGAUCCCCUAAACUGGUAAAAGGUGAGGUGUUACUUAAGUGUGACUGAAGGGGGUUUGAUGUUUGUAAUGUGGAGCAGCAGCACCUCCACCUGUUCACAGGUUUGAGGAGUUCCUCCAGAGGAAGUGGUCUUCAGAAAAACGGUUCGGCCUGGAGGGAUGUGAGUCACUCAUCCCGGCGCUGAAGACGAUCAUUGACAAGUCCAGUCAGAGCGGGGUGGAGAGUGUGAUCAUGGGGAUGCCUCACAGGUGCGUUACAUCAUGGCCCUUAUGUUGUCCUGUAAAAUAAGUAUGUGAAGAAACACUGAGGUACAAAGUUUUUAACAUUUUCAUUCACUGCUGUUUCAGUCAAACAUUUCUGUGUGAUAUGAAGAGUUCAGCUGGGACCUUCCUCUGUAUUUGUCGGAUGUUUUUAUAACUUUUUGUCUAAAUUAUUUUGUCUUCAGUGAGACUUGAAUCAGCUGAAAUCAUUAAAGAUGUAAAUAAAAGAUUUUCUGAUUCUUCAACACCUGAGUGUGACCCUCUUCUAAACUGACAUCUUUUAGAGGUUUUAACCUUUUUUUCCUCACACAAACUUUUUAUUGACUCCCUCCUAAAUACGUCUUUGUCCCUCUGCAGAGGGCGGCUGAACGUACUCGCCAAUGUGAUCCGGAAGGAGCUGGAACAAAUCUUCUGCCAGUUUGACUCCAAACUGGAGGCUGCAGACGAGGUUUGAACAUUCACUGCUGAGGCCAAGAGAAAGUUUUGAUGAAUGUCUGGUUAUCCUCCAAAUAUUGCACUGUAGCCUGCAUAUCUUUGUCUGCAUCUGGCAAAAAACUCAGUUCAUGAAGAAUCGAGCAUUUAAAUGUCACAUCUGAGAGGCUAGAAGUGCAAAUAUUUGGGGUCUUUACGAGUUAAUUCCUCUCAGAUGACAAUGACAUCUUUUAUUUAUAUUCCUUUGUCAGAUAAAUGAUAAAGUGGGGUGUGAGUUUUUGAAUACAUCCACGUCUCUUUGCCAUGUUUUCAUUCACUCCUUAGAUUUCCUUUCAGUUUUCCUUUUCUGUCCUCAGGGUUCUGGUGAUGUAAAGUAUCAUUUGGGGAUGUAUCAUAAGAGGAUGAACCGCGUCAGCGACCGUCAGAUCACGCUGUCCCUCAUGGCGAACCCGUCCCACCUGGAGGCAGUGGACCCGGUGGUUCAGGGGAAGACCAAAGCCGAGCAGUUUUAUUGUGGAGACACUGAGGGAAAGAGGGUACGCAGUCUGAGCUCUGUUUGUCAUCAUGUGGAGGGAGAAAGCUCCUCUGCUCUGACAUGUUAGUAACAUGAAGAAUGACUCCACAGGUCAUGUCUAUUCUGCUCCACGGUGAUGCUGCGUUUGCAGGUCAGGGUAUUGUGUACGAGACGUUUCAUCUCUCUGACCUGCCGUCCUACACCACACACGGGACCAUUCAUGUGGUGGUCAACAACCAGGUAGUUGUUCAGGCUCCUGUUCAUCAACCUCAUCUUUAAAUCAGAGGGCUGUAUUUGACACAAAGCAUUAGGUCUCGGCUGUAAUUGCAGAUGAUUUAGUUCUCCAUUUUGUCGUUUUCACAGAUCGGUUUCACCACGGAUCCCAGGAUGGCUCGCUCAUCUCCGUAUCCCACAGAUGUGGCUCGAGUCGUCAAUGCUCCAAUCUUUCACGUCAACGCUGACGACCCCGAGGCGGUGAUGUUUGUGUGCAACGUAGCGGCUGAGUGGAGAAACACCUUCCACAAAGACGUGGUUGUAGAUUUGGUAUGUAAAGCAGAGAGUUACAGUGAAAUGAUUUGCAGCAUUUAUUCUACGAGCUUUUAAAUGUUUGCUUUCUUGGUUUCAGGUGUGUUACAGACGAAACGGACACAACGAGAUGGACGAGCCCAUGUUCACUCAGCCGCUAAUGUACAAACAGAUCAAGAAGCAGAAAGGAGGCCUGAAGAAGUACGCCGAGAAGCUCAUCACUGAGGGAGUCGUCGGUGUACAGGAGUAUGAGGUACAGAAACCUUGAAGAGAUGAGCCUCCUUAUUGUAAAUGAAGUGAUUAAAUCAGCUCACGUUUUACUCUUUAACUUUAAUUUUUCAGGAGGAAGUAGCGAGGUACGAUAAAAUCUGUGAGGACGCUUACACUCGCUCCAAAGACGAGAAAAUCCUCCACAUCAAACACUGGCUGGACUCACCAUGGCCUGGUUGGAUCCUGAUGUUUUAUCCCAUUAAUCUUUAAUAUUCAUUUUCUCACCUAGUUUGGAUAUUUGUUGCUUUUGUAACGAGUUUGUUUGUGUGUUUGUAGAGUUUUUCACUCUGGAUGGACAGCCCAGAACGAUGACCUGCCCUUCGACCGGCAUCAGCGAGCAAGAGCUGAUCCACAUUGGAAACAUCGCUUCUUCUGUCCCGGUGGAGGACUUCACCAUACAUGGAGGUUAGUUUCCACACUCCUCCUCCGUUUGCGAAUUCGAUAGAAAUAUCUAAGCCGCUUUCUUGUCUCUGUUUCUGCUCCUCGUUGGUGUUUUCAGGUUUGAGUCGUAUCCUGAAGGGCCGUGGGAACAUGGUGAAUCAGCGAGUGUGUGACUGGGCUCUGGGGGAGUAUAUGGCCUUUGGUUCUCUGCUCAAAGAGGGGAUCCAUGUACGACUCAGUGGACAGGAUGUGGAGAGGGGAACAUUCAGGUAAUACACAAAGAGAUGUUUGCGCUCAUAUUCCAGUUAUGUGUGAGUUAGGGUUAGGGUUAGGGUUAGCUUGUUUGUUCUGCUAGGAGUGGAGAAAAAGCAAUUAUUUUAAAACAUGAAAUUUUGAUGCAGUGAAAUCAGCUGCUCUUCUCGUCCACUUGAUGGUGCUGUUGAGUAAUUUCCUGCUGACAUCUUCACCGUUCUCCUUUCUGAUGUUUUCAUUCAGUCACUCAGUCACAGUCAGAGAGGGAGUCAGUCAUUUAUUUGCCAUUUUCAGAAAAAAAAAUACAUUGGAAAGCAUUUGCUUGAGGACAAUAAAGACAGACAAAGUAAGUUACAUAGAAACAAAGAAUAAAGUGAGUUAAAAUUACAGUUAAAGUUAAGUAUAAAAGCACACUGCACAUAACUAUAAUGAUACCAAUAAAUAAUGAUAAAGAUACUAAUAGUAUUUAAAACUUCUGUUUGAUGCUCAGACACGACAUGAAAUUAAGUACACCCCUGAGGCUAGAGGUUAUUUAAGCUGCGCACAGCACAGGGAAAGGAACUAUCUGAAAACCAGGAGGGAGAAUAUUUGAUUGAAGAACAAAAAGGCUGGAGGCAGGGUGAUUGGUGUCGCUCACUAUUUUUGAAGCCCAAGCCAGGAGCCUUGAGUUAUAAAGUGCAUCAAGUUUAGGCCGGUCAGUGCCAAUAGUUUUCUUAGCCAGAUUGACUUUUCUGGUCAGAUAUUUUCGGUCCUGUACUGUUACUAAACCAAACUGUGGACAAAGAGGUAAGAAUACUUUUGAUGAUACACCUAGAAAAGUUAAUUAAAAUCUGACAGUUAGAGGAGAACUCUUUCAUUUUACGAAGGAAGAAAAGUCGUUGCAUAGUUUCUUGAUAAUAAUACUGGUGUUAAAGUGCCAGUUUAGAUUGAUUGUAAUAAUGACACCAAGAAAUUUGAAGCUACUCACCAUCUCAACCUCUGUGUUGUUUAUAAUGAGAGGGAGAUGGGGUCGUUUUUUUCUACAAAACUCAAUUAUGAUCUGCGUCGUUUUGGAGACAUUUAAAAUGAGAUUGUUCAUCUCGCUCCACUCAACUAGGUUCUGUACCUUAGCUCUAUAAAGCGACUCGUCAUUACAAUCUAUUUUCCCAAUGACAGUACUGUCAUCAGCGUACUUUACAAUCAAGUUAUUUUUGUAAUAAGCAGUGCAGUCAUAUGUACUGAGGUGUUACUCUCCUCAUGUGAUAUUAGCACCAUCCCUCCAGCUCACACUCUGUCACACUGAUUUUUCUCACAUAUUUCUUGCUGUGUUCUCAUAUCAAUUCAGGUAUGACACAGACACCUGUCCAUCUGUUAGUCCCACCCUGUAUGCUCUGACUGUGAGGGAAGUUUUUCUUCAUUCUGUCUCAGUUUAAACUUGAUUUUCUCUGAUUUGCUUCACAGCCACCGUCACCACGUUCUCCAUGACCAGAACGUCGAUAAGAGGAUCUGCAUCCCCAUGAAUUACAUCUCAUCUGAUCAGGCUCCUUACACCGUCUGCAACAGCUCUCUGUCUGAAUAUGGAGUCCUGGGUAAAAAAAAAAAAAAACACGCUUCCAUGAAUCAGACUCUAACCGUGUUGAAGUUCUGACUAGUUUUCACUUGUGUCUUCUUCUUUGAGCAGGUUUUGAGUUAGGCUUCGCCAUGGCCAGCCCAAACGCUCUGGUUCUGUGGGAGGCCCAGUUUGGAGACUUUCACAACACGGCUCAGUGCAUCAUCGACCAGUUCAUCAGUUCGGGUCAGGCCAAGUGGGUCCGACAGAACGGCAUUGUGUUGCUGCUUCCUCAUGGCAUGGAGGGAAUGGUAGGAACUAAGAAAAACAAACAGUUAUUGUUUCAUUAUCCUGCAAAAUUGCCGGGUGAUUUGGAAAACGUGUCUCUGUUAUUAUCUUUGAUUUUGUGUCUCAGGGUCCAGAGCACUCAUCUGCCCGCCCUGAAAGAUUCCUACAGAUGUGCAACGAUGAUCCUGAUGUGUUCCCAGUAAGUUUGAGACGGUCAUAGUUUAUACCCCGACUCUCCUGUGCAGAAAAUGUCUUUUUUUUUAAAAAGGUCUGCACUAAAUCUGUUUUAAAUAUAAAAUAGUCCUUAUUUCUGAGAAUCAGCACAUUUUAAAGGUUUUUAACCACUCAAAGUAAUCUAGAGUAAGGAUAAGUACUCAGCAAACUCUCAAUGGCGCCAAAAUCACAAAAAGUACAUAAAUACCAGCUUUAAAACAUAGGCUUAAAGAGUAAAUCUGUAUGUUUUAAUAUGAACCCUAUUUAAACACAUUUAAAGGGAUAUUCCUGUGUAAAAUUAAUUUAGGGUCAAACACACCAUAACACUGAGUUAGACACCUCCUCCAGAGAUGAAUGUUGCUGACCGCUUGUUUCUCUAGUGAUACCAACUUUAGUAAUGACAGCAGAAUAGCAAUACACAGCGGUCUGAGGAGCCAUAAACAAACCUCAACCAAAACGCCACUCUAUAGCCACAAAUAAUGCUAAGAACAGCACCCAACUUCAUCAACAGUACAUAUAGGGUCCCAGCCAUAGUACUAGCCACCAAACAUCUUUUUAACUUUGCCUGAUUUCUUUAGCAAAGAGACUAAACACAACUCACCUACUCUCUUCCAGCAGCCGCUUGUUUGUAGCAAGACCUCAGACCAGUCCAUUACAGACUGCUGCGGGGUGACACAGCUCAAGGAAGAACAUUUAUGAUCCGUGUUACAGUGUGUUUGACCCUAAAUUAAUUCUUCGCCACAAUAUCCCUCUAAGGAUCUUUCUCAGGCGUUAAAAUCAGCCUAAGAAAGUAAUGGUUUAGUUCUAAAAGAUGUCACCUGGAUCAUUGUUUAUUGAAUGGGUGUUCGAAUUCAUCAAAAGCAUUUUUAAGUUUUAGAGUUAAUUUUUUUACCCUUAAAAUAGCAGUCAAAGAGGAUUACCUAAAUGAUUGUCUUUUACAGUGAUGACUUUUGUAUUUUCUGACCUUCCUUUUAAUCUCUGUGUUUUCAUCAGAAACUCUCGGAGGACUUUGCUGUGCGGCAGCUGUACGAUUGUAACUGGAUCGUCGUCAACUGUUCGACUCCUGCGAACUAUUUCCACGUCCUCCGCAGACAAAUCCUGCAACCUUUCAGGAAGCCGGUGAGGGAAACUCCAAGAAAACAGUCUGGAUUAUGGGCUCCACUUUACUGAACUAUCUUUAUGUGUUUAUCUCCAGCUGAUAGUUUUUACUCCCAAGUCACUGCUGCGUCACCCAGAGGCCAAGUCCAGCUUUGUUGAGAUGCUGCCAGGUGAGUGCUGCCAGAAUCUCCAACACAGCAAAGUCUUAAAAUUCUCAUCCUUUUCGUGUGUUGAGAGAUUCUGUCUGUCACUCUUCAGGAACUCACUUUAAGAGAGUUAUCCCAGACGAUGGACCUGCAGCCUCCAGCCCGGAGAAGGUGAAGAGAGUUGUUUUCUGCACCGGGAAGAUCUACUAUGAACUGACCCGGGAACGCAAGAACAGAGGCAUGGAUGAUACUGUGGCCAUUGUUCGCAUAGAGCAGGUAACUCCAGAGGAUGAGCAGAGGGAUGAAACCAACCGUAGUGAGCAAAGAGUGCAUGUGAAUAUCAGAGGUGUUGUGAGCUAAGAUCAGAUUUUUGUCUGCUCUCUUUUGGAAGCGCCAUGGUCUUCCUUUAAGGCUAAGCUUCUAUGAUGUUGAUAAUGCUUUUUUUAAGUUGUAGGUGUGUGCUGCAAAUUGCACUUUUUCACAAACCAAUUACAUGGCUUUUGUACCAACCAGGACACAGUGAGUGGACUGCAAACAAAUAACAUCUAAAAGCAAAUUCAGCCAAUUUUGAUUGUUGUGAACUGCAAAAAUUUAGACCAACAUACAGCGGGGCAGAAGUUGUUGCCAGCUUAAUGUAAACAUUGAUACCCUGUUAAACAUCCCUGACAAUUGAGGGAGUGUAGAUGUAAAGUUUGGAGUUUAUUUCACGAAAAAAUGACGUGUGUUUAAGUGAAGACGUCCUCUCAUUUCAGCUCUCUCCGUUCCCGUUUGAUCUGGUGAAGUCUGAGUCUGAUCUGUAUCCAAACGCCGAUCUGGUUUGGUGUCAGGAGGAGCACAAGAACCAGGGAUACUACGACUACGUCAAGCCCCGCAUCCGCACCACCAUCAACCGCGGCCGCCCCGUCUGGUGAGUCUGUUUUUACCAUGAAGGAGAGGUUAGGAAGUAUACCUGCAGGCAGAGAUGUAUUAAAGCUCCUGUGUGUGUUUUUCUCUGUAGGUACGCUGGUCGGGAGCCUGCAGCAGCUCCUGCAACUGGAAACAAACAAACUCACCUCAACGAGCUGCAGCGUUUACUGGACACGGCAUUUGAUCUGGAAGCUUUCGCAGGGAAAGUUUAAAAACCAUGUUUACAUUUCCCUUCACCCUCCAGCUCACACAUCCAACCUGCCUGUUUAAGUUUUUAUUUCUUACUUUAACAUAUCAGAUCGUUCUCAGGCACUCAAAGGAAACGCACAAAAACUUACUGACACUGUUACCAUCAAACCUCGUGUUCACUUGGAUGGAAGAAAAAAAAAAGCUUGAAUAUGUGAAUUUAAACAGAGUUAAUUUUUUAUACUAAGAGUUUUAGCUUCUUUGUUUAUUUUGCUAUAUUUUCUUUUUAACUGAAUGUCCACCUGCUGCACUCUGCACAAACACAAUCUCACAAAAUAAUGAACAACAUCCAUCAUGAUGAACUUCUUAAAUACUUUAACUUUUGAAAUAUUUAGUGCAGAAUCAAACUGUAUAUCUCAAAUAAGUGGAGGCUCGAUCACGUGAUUAACCGGAGAGGGUCGAUUUGGUUUUGAUGUUUUCAUGCUCAGGUUUCUUAAAGACUUCUAAACUCUAUUUUUAACAUUUGGAUGGAUCUUUUACCCUUGGUGAGAGUCAGUGAGAGUGUGGUUUGGGUUUUUAGAUGCGCCAGUUUACUUUAGAACUUAAACCCUGCUUCUUUUAUGCAGAGAUUUUGAACCCCAAACAUACAGCCCCAGUUUAUUCCCUACUCUUAAUUGAUUUCUGCAGAUUGUCUGUGUUGAAGAAGUUGGUCUGUACAAGAUUUCUGUGUCAGCAGCGGGAAUUGUAAACAGAGUUUGUUUAACUUGGUCGACAACACAAAACAAAGAUGGCAGCCUAAGAUUGAGACAAACUGUGUGCUUAAUUUAAAAAGACUUAAAGUGAAAUUAUGUCGACUAAAUGUGUACAGAAUGGACUGUAUUGCUGUGAUUGAAACACUAAUGUAGAUGUUUGAAAGGGGUUCAGCUUGUUUCUGCACUUUUAGAACUUUAGAUUGACUCUGAAUCAUUUCUUUACAUCCAUGCAGACAUCACGUGUCUUUUUACAUCUUUAAAAGCUUUCUUCAUUCUUCCUCUUAUUUUUCACUUCUUUAAAUGUUCUGCGUCACAUCGUCUCUCCUCUACCUCUGUGGUUUACUCAACGUCCUGCCUCAUCGCUGUAAACGCCUCAGUUUGUGCCAAAUCUCACAGAUUACUUGAAAUCAAAGUUUAAUUUAAAGAAGAAAUCACUCUGAAGUCAAAAGAUUAUAAAAGAGGACAUUAAGAGAUUCUUGAGCCUCAGAUUUGAAGGAUGUAUUUAUUUUCUUGUAUGUUUUAUUGUUCUCAAAAAAAUAAAGAUUAUGGUGCUCCUGAA